AUGAGCACAGACUCGGAGAUGGAGCAGUAUGGCCCAGCGGCCAUAUACCUCCGAAAACCAGAGAGGGAGAGGAUUGAGGCACAGGCUGCACCAUUUGAUGCCAAAACUGCCGUCUUUGUGGCUGAUCCAGACGAGAUGUACGUCAAGGGUAAACUUGUGAAGAAAGAAGGUGGCAAAGCCACAGUUGAGACAGACGGUGGAAAGACGGUCACUGUAAAAGAGGACGACAUCCAUCCGAGGAAUCCCCCAAAGUAUGACAAAAUUGAGGACAUGGUCAUGAUGACCCACCUCAAUGAGCCUUGUGUGUUGUAUAACCUCAAAGAGCGUUAUGCAUCAUGGAUGAUCUACACCUACUCUGGGUUGUUCUGCGUUGUUGUGAAUCCCUACAAGUGGCUUCCUGUGUAUGAUGCUGUAGUUGUGGCAGCAUACAGAGGAAAGAAGAGGAUUGAGGCACCACCCCACAUCUUCUCCAUCUCAGACAAUGCCUAUCAGUUCAUGCAAAUUGAUCGUGAGAAUCAGUCUGUCCUGAUUACUGGAGAAUCUGGUGCUGGAAAGACUGUCAACACCAAGCGUGUCAUCCAGUACUUUGCAACAAUUGCAGCUAUUGGAGCUAAGAAGGCUGAGCCAACACCUGGCAAAAUGCAGGGCUCCCUUGAGGACCAAAUCAUUGCGGCCAACCCUCUACUGGAGGCCUACGGUAAUGCCAAGACUGUAAGGAAUGACAACUCCUCUCGUUUUGGUAAAUUCAUCAGGAUCCACUUUGGCGCUACUGGCAAGCUGGCAUCAGCUGAUAUUGAAACAUAUCUGCUGGAGAAGUCUCGUGUCACCUUCCAGUUGUCUGCUGAGAGGAGUUACCAUAUCUUCUAUCAGCUGAUGACUGGCCACAAGCCUGAACUCCUGGAGGCUCUUCUGAUCACCACCAAUCCCUAUGACUACCCAAUGAUCAGUCAGGGUGAAAUCACUGUCAAAAGCAUUGAUGACAUAGAGGAGUUCAUUGCAACAGAUACUGCAAUUGACAUCUUGGGGUUCAAUGCUGAUGAGAAAUUGGGCAUCUACAAGCUGACUGGAGCGGUGAUGCAUCAUGGCAACAUGAAAUUCAAGCAGAAGCAGCGUGAGGAGCAGGCUGAACCUGAUGGCACUGAGGUGGCUGAUAAAAUCGCUUACCUCAUGGGCCUGAACUCUGCUGAUAUGCUGAAAGCUCUGUGCUACCCAAGAGUCAAGGUCGGAAACGAGAUGGUGACCAAAGGUCAAACUGUGCCACAGGUCAACAACGCUGUCAGUGCUCUGUGUAAGUCUGUCUAUGAGAAAAUGUUCUUGUGGAUGGUCAUCCGUAUCAAUGAGAUGCUGGACACAAAGCAGGCAAGACAGUUCUACAUUGGAGUGUUGGAUAUUGCUGGAUUUGAGAUCUUUGAUUUCAACAGCCUGGAGCAACUCUGCAUCAACUUCACCAAUGAGAAACUGCAACAGUUCUUCAAUCACACUAUGUUUGUUCUGGAGCAAGAGGAGUACAAGAAAGAAGGCAUUGAGUGGGAGUUCAUUGACUUCGGUAUGGACUUGGCUUCCUGUAUUGAGCUUAUCGAGAAGCCACUGGGAAUCUUCUCCAUCCUUGAAGAGGAGUGCAUGUUCCCCAAGGCCUCUGACACAACUUUCAAGAACAAGCUGCAUGAUCAACAUCUUGGCAAGACCAAGGCCUUUGAGAAGCCAAAGCCUGGAAAGGGCAAAGCUGAGGCUCACUUUGCCCUGGUUCACUAUGCUGGUACAGUGGACUACAACAUCACUGGCUGGCUGGACAAGAACAAGGACCCACUGAAUGAGUCAGUUAUUCAGCUCUACCAGAAAGCUUCAAACAAACUGCUGGCCUUCCUGUAUGCAUCCCAUGGUGCAGCGGAUGAGGCUGCUGCUAGUGGGGGCAAGAAGGGUGGCAAGAAGAAGGGUGGUGCCUUCCAGACCGUGUCUGCUGUUUUCAGAGAGAAUUUGGGCAAGCUGAUGACCAACUUGAGGAGCACUCACCCUCAUUUUGUCCGUUGUCUGAUUCCUAAUGAAUCAAAGACACCUGGUCUUAUGGAGAACUUCUUGGUCAUCCACCAGCUGAGAUGUAACGGUGUGCUGGAAGGCAUCAGAAUCUGCAGAAAGGGCUUUCCCAGCAGAAUCAUCUACGGUGACUUCAAGCAGAGAUACAAAGUAUUGAAUGCCAGUGUGAUCCCUGAGGGACAGUUCAUUGACAACAAGAAAGCUUCAGAGAAGCUGCUGGGCUCCAUUGAUGUGGACCACACUCAGUACAUGUUUGGACACACAAAGGUGUUCUUCAAAGCUGGUCUGCUGGGUCAGCUGGAGGAGAUGAGAGAUGAGAAACUGGCUACACUGGUGACCAUGACUCAGGCUCUCUGCAGAGCAUAUCUCAUGAGGAGGGAGUUUGUUAAGAUGAUGGAGAGGAGGGAAUCCAUCUUAACCAUCCAGUACAACAUCCGUUCAUUCAUGAAUGUGAAAAACUGGCCUUGGCUCAAAGUGUACUUUAAGAUCAAGCCUCUUCUGAAGAGUGCUGAGACUGAGAAGGAGCUGCAACAGAUGAAGGAGAACUAUGAUAAGAUGAAAUCAGACCUGGCUGCUGCCCUGGCCAAGAAGAAGGAGCUGGAGGAGAAGAUGGUUUCCCUGCUGCAAGAAAAGAAUGACCUGCAACUCCAAGUGGCUUCAGAAAUUGAGAACCUCUCUGAUGCUGAGGAAAGGUGUGAGGGGCUCAUUAAGAGCAAGAUCCAGCUUGAAGCUAAACUCAAAGAGACAACUGAGAGACUGGAGGAUGAAGAGGAAAUCAAUGCUGAGCUGACUGGUAAGAAGAGGAAGCUGGAGGAUGAAUGCUCUGAGCUGAAGAAAGACAUUGAUGACUUGGAGCUCACCUUGGCUAAAGUGGAGAAGGAGAAACAUGCCACAGAAAACAAGGUGAAAAACCUGACAGAGGAGAUGGCAUCUCAAGAUGAGUCUAUUGCCAAGUUAACAAAGGAGAAGAAAGCCCUCCAAGAGGCCCACCAGCAAACACUUGAUGAUCUCCAGGCAGAGGAAGACAAAGUCAACACUCUGACCAAGGCCAAGACAAAGCUGGAACAGCAAGUGGACGAUCUUGAGGGAUCACUGGAGAAGGAGCAGGACACCAGCUCUCACCUGGAGAGGAUGAAGAAGAACCUGGAGGUCACAGUCAAGGACCUGCAGCAUCGCCUGGAUGAGGCUGAGAACCUCGCCAUGAAGGGUGGCAAGAAGCAGCUCCAGAAACUGGAGUCCAGGGUGCGUGAGCUGGAAGCUGAAGUUGAGGCUGAACAGAGACGCGGAGCUGAUGCUGUUAAAGGAGUCCGCAAAUAUGAGAGAAGAGUGAAGGAGCUGACCUACCAGACUGAGGAGGACAAGAAGAAUGUGACCAGACUUCAGGAUCUGGUGGACAAGCUGCAGCUGAAAGUCAAGACUUACAAGAGACAGGCUGAGGAGGCUGAGGAGCAGGCCAACACUCACAUGUCUAGGCUCAGGAAGGUUCAGCAUGAGAUGGAGGAAGCUCAGGAGCGUGCUGACAUUGCUGAGUCCCAAGUCAACAAGCUGAGAGCCAAGAGCCGUGAUGCUGGAAAGUCUGACUCUGCUGAAUAAGAGACAACAACCUGUUUACACAGCCUUUUGACAGAGUUCAUAAAAUAUGAACAAGCUGUUUU
Molecule: messenger RNA, 3686 nt
Organism: Micropterus dolomieu (smallmouth bass)
Lineage: Eukaryota; Metazoa; Chordata; Actinopteri; Centrarchiformes; Centrarchidae
Product: myosin heavy chain, fast skeletal muscle
Exons: 28
Coding region: 1-3624 (1207 amino acids)
Cellular component (GO): myosin complex
Molecular function (GO): ATP binding; actin filament binding; cytoskeletal motor activity
Source: RefSeq, a predicted model, not a curated record